Capsicum annuum is the source of this 1376-nucleotide messenger RNA. Its product is annotated as anthranilate phosphoribosyltransferase, chloroplastic-like. NCBI's taxonomy places the organism in Eukaryota, Viridiplantae, Streptophyta, Magnoliopsida, Solanales, Solanaceae. Gene Ontology annotation, biological process: L-tryptophan biosynthetic process. Gene Ontology annotation, cellular component: cytosol. The record is from RefSeq and is a predicted model, not a curated record. Gene Ontology annotation, molecular function: anthranilate phosphoribosyltransferase activity.
UGGGAAAGACUUGACGGAAUCUGAAUCAGAAGAUUCUCUUGAUUUUUUGUUGGAGGGUGCUGAUGAAGCUUUGAUUAGUGCUUUUCUUGUUCUUUUGAGAGCUAAAGGUGAAACCUUUGAAGAAAUAGUGGGAUUGGCAAGGGCAAUGAUAAAGCAUUGCAGACAAGUUGAAGGCUUAGGCGACGCAGUUGAUAUUGUUGGGACAGGAGGGGAUGGAGCAAACACGGUGAAUAUUUCAACAGGUGCUUCAAUACUUGCUGCCGCUUGUGGUGCAAAAGUAGCCAAGCAAGGGAGUAGAUCCAGUUCAUCCGCUUGUGGGAGCGCAGAUGUAUUGGAAGAACUAGGUGUUGCCAUUGAGCUGGACCCUGAGGGGGUGAAAGAGUGUGUAAAUCAAGCUGGAAUUGGUUUUAUGAUGUCUCCAAUCUACCAUCCGGCGAUGAAGAUUGUCAGACCUAUCAGGAAAAAACUGAAAGUAAAGACAGUGUUCAACAUCCUGGGACCUAUGUUGAACCCAGCAAGAAUGCCGUUUGCUGUUAUAGGGGUAUACAAAGAAGACCUGGUCCACAAAAUGGCUAAAGCAGUUCAGAGGUUUGGCAUGAAAAGAGCAUUGGUUGUUCACUCGGAAGGCCUAGAUGAGAUGAGUCCUCUUGGCCCUGGAUUAGUCCUUGACGUCACACCAGACAAUAUUGAGAAGUUCUCCUUUGAUCCAUUGGACUUUGGCAUCCCUCGUUGCACUCUUGAAAGUCUGCGAGGUGGAGGUCCAGCGUACAAUGCAGAGAUGCUCAGACGUGUGCUCUCAGGAGAAAAAGGGUCGAUUGCUGAUGCAUUUGUACUAAAUGCAUCAGCUGCUCUCUUGGUAAGUGGACGUGUUAAUAAUCUGGCUGAGGGAGUAGCAUUAGCUCAUGAAACACUACUCUCUGGCAAAGCGGUGAAGACACUUGAUCAAUGGAUAGAAGUUUCCAACAAGGUGAAGGAAGCAGUACCUCGAGUCACUCCACUUGCUACGUGACCUGGUGGAAGACAUCAAGCUGUCGAUGUUAUAUUCGCGGGAGUCAACAGCUUUCCCUGCUGAGUAAUUGUUAAAAGAUUCAAAAUCAAAGAAAGAAUGGAUAACACAAAACUUGCAAUUUUGGCUUGGAGAAGGACUAGAAGAAGGGGUUGAAAAGAGAACAAAAAACAAAUGCAACUUUGGCUUGUGAAAUUUGUACGGCGGCUGUAGAUUUCUGUGGAAAGCAUUGUUUGUAAUGACAAUAAACAAGCAUAAGAAAUGGCUCUUUGCUGGCCAUUAUAUUUUCUGAGUGGAAAAAAGAAGAAAAAAUAUAUGUACACUCAUUUUUAUCAUUUCUGAAAAUCUGAGUCAAACUAGUCAUUUCCAA